Molecule: messenger RNA, 1342 nt
Organism: Musca domestica (house fly)
Lineage: Eukaryota; Metazoa; Arthropoda; Insecta; Diptera; Muscidae
Exons: 2
Coding region: 399-1253 (284 amino acids)
Source: RefSeq, a predicted model, not a curated record
AGCAAUGGAGCUUGAAUUUAACAUUUGUAAGAUACACUUUUAAGUAUACUCGAAAACGAGAGACAUUUUAGAGUAGUACAGAAGAAGUAAUAUUUUCGACGACUGUGCAAUAUAUUUGUUCGGAGGGCUAUUUAUUUAUGGGGCAAACCACUUAUAUAUUUUUACUAUUCACCGGGUUCACUGUGCCAACGCGAGUAGAUGGUUUGUCAACCGCUUGCUCUGUAAAGUCCCUCCCGAUAAGAAACGCACAAAGAAUAGAAUAAUGAGAAACGAAGAACUCUCGUUCGGGCCCUACCGUGUCGUGGGCUUAGUCAUUCUAUUGCAACGCAAGGUAACAGUUGUGUUAGACAUUUUUUGUCUUCUGCGUUAGAAACACACAAGCAAACAAAUAAAUCAGCAUGGAUCACAAAUGGGUGACUUGUGCCAACGGCGCUGUACCAUCACUGGCUGUGGUGGGUGGCAAUGACUCGGACGGAGACACCAUUUACAUUGGGCGCGCUGAUUACGGAGGCGAUCUUUUGCCGGCCAAGGUUAUUCCGUCAAAAGGUAAGGCCUAUGUGAGCUUUGGUGGCAAAGAAGUUGAGGUCGACACCUACGAUGUGCUGACUGGGUUGCGCUAUCAGUGGGUUGCGGCUGCCAAUGGCGAUGUACCCGAAGCGGCCGUAAAAGUCGGCAAAGCUUCUGAUGGCGAUUUUCUCUACGCUGGUCGCGGUUGCUGGGAAGGUAGUGUGACCGUGGGCAAAGUACACCCCUCACAUGGUUGCCUCUAUAUCCCCUACGGCGAAGAGGAGGUGAAAUUAACCGAAUACGAAGUGUUAACGCAACCAGACCAGUGGAUCUCCGCCACUGCUGAUUCGAUGCCCGAAGAUGCGCUCGAAGGAGGUCGUGAUGCUGAUGGUGACGCCAUUUAUGUAGGUCGCGUAUUUAAGGAUGGCGAUUUACUGCCAGCCAAAGUUAUUCCCAACAAGGGUGGUGCCUAUGUCUGUUGGGGAGGCGAAGAAGAGAAAGUCGACAACUUCCAGGUCCUGGUUGGAGCGGGCUUUAUGUGGGUUGCCUGUGAGAAUGGAAACAUUGUGCCCGGUGCUGUGCCCGCGGGCACCACUUGUGACGGCGAAACUCUCUACAUUGGUCGUGCCGAACAUGCCGGUAGUCUGUGUGUGGGCAAAGUUCAUCCCUCCCAUGGUUGCCUCUACAUUCCCUUUGGUGGCGGCGAGGAAAAGAUCGAAUCGUAUGAAGUUCUGGUCCGCUUGUAAGGUGUAAACAACAUAUCAUAAGAUUUUUAUAACGAGUUUGGUAUUAUUUUAAGAAUAAUUUAUUAAAAACGUUUUAAUUUUACUUAAAA